AUGGCCAAUUACUACAAUAAGUUCAUACCCAAUUUAGCUUCUAUCUCAUGCCCACUGAAUAAUUUACUUAAGAAAGACACCGAAUUCACAUGGUCAUUUGAUUGUGAGGAUGCAUUCAACAAAAUUAGGAAAGAAAUUCUUAGUGAACGAGUUUUAGUCCAUUUCGAUCAGACUAAACUUCUAGUACUCGUCACAGACGCGUCGUGCAGCGGGCUCGGAGCUGUGCUCUCUCACAGGCUGCCAGAUGGCUCAGACAGGCCCAUUGCUUUUGCGUCGCGUUCGCUCACUACCAGCGAAAAGAAAUACAGUCAGAUUGACAAAGAAGCGACAUCAAUCUUUUGGGGACUAAAAAAAUUCUUUCACUACUGUUACGGUAGGAAGUUUAUACUAGUCACAGAUCACAAACCACUAACGAUAAUCUUCAAUCCGUAUAAAACACUACCGGCAAUGAGCACUAUGAGACUUUUCCACUACGCACAUUUUCUUUCCGGCUUUGACUACAGCAUAGAGUAUAGAUCAUCAGCUGAGAACAGUAAUGCAGACUACCUAUCUCGAUUCCCAGUUGACAUGAUAGCUACAAACAUUAUUGACGUUAAUUGUGCCUUCCAAUUGCAACAAAUUAACAACAUUUCGAUUGACCGCCAAACGAUUGCGGAUGAAACCCAAAGGGAUUCUGAAUACGAGGCUGUAGUAGAGGCUUUGCAGUCAGGAACGAGUGUGACGCGAUACGGUUACAAUGAUAAUGAGCUGACGCUGCAGGAUGGGUGUAUUUUAAAAGGCACUAGAGUUAUGAUCCCAAUUGCCAUGAGACAGGCAGUACUGGAAGACAUACAUACGGGUCACCCAGGAAUAGUGAAAAUGAAACUCCUAGCACGAGGUUUUGUUUACUGGAAAAACAUCGAUAAAGACAUUGAGCACCUAGUUAAAGGUUGUCGUGAGUGUAGGCUAAACCAGAACCAACCAGCACGGGCACCACGCCACCCCUGGGAGACCCCUAUAACCCCUUGGCAGAGACUCCACGUUGACUUCGCGGGUCCUAUUCAAGGACAAUCGUUGUUUGUCAUUGUGGAUGCAUUUUCAAAAUGGAUAGAGAUUAUUCCCACUAAGACGACAACAAGUUCAUGGUGCAUCUCCAGAUUGAAGGAGUUAUUUGUAACAUUUGGUUAUCCGGAAAUAAUAGUAUCAGAUAACGGAAGGCAAUUUGUGUCAACAGAGUUUGAAACAUUUCUCAAAAACAACGGGAUAGUUCACAAGACUUCAGCUCCGUAUCAUCCGGCGACAAACGGACAAGCGGAACGUUCUGUCCAGACUGUCAAGAGGGCAUUGCAGGCGGCGAAUGCUUACCCGGGUACCAUACAGGAAAAGAUACUGGAAAUUAAAGAGCAAUUGAGAAGGACGCCCAGUGUCAGCACUGGCAAAAGCCCAUAUGAAAUCAUGUUUGGGAGGGAGGUGAGGACGUCUAUACAUGUGCGAUAUAGGAGUACUGUAAUUGACAACACAAGAAGCAUUCCCCAACACCCGCAGACAAGGACGUUCUCCCCGGGCCAAAGAGUACAGAUACGAAGCUACAAGAAAAACAGUAAAUGGGAAUUUGGAACUGUGUUACGAGUACUGGGCUAUAUCCACUACCUUGUCGAAACGGACGACGGUGAAACCUGCAAGAGGCACGUCGACCAGAUGUUACGGUCAGCAAUAGAAGUGCGGAACUAG
This is a messenger RNA of Hyposmocoma kahamanoa, 1710 nucleotides long. RefSeq lists its product as uncharacterized. The record is from RefSeq and is a predicted model, not a curated record. Gene Ontology annotation, molecular function: nucleic acid binding. The coding region runs from base 1 to 1710 and encodes 569 amino acids. Gene Ontology annotation, biological process: DNA integration. Lineage: Eukaryota; Metazoa; Arthropoda; Insecta; Lepidoptera; Cosmopterigidae. The transcript has a single exon.